CGAUCCUGCACCUAAUGCGACGCACAGGCAAAUAAAAUUGUCCCACCGAAAAAUGUUCACACUGCUCCCACUGUCGCUUACAGUGAAGGGUCGGGUUUUCAGAAAUGCUUAACAAAUUAUAGUACAAUCAAAUUGUUACGUUUCUAUACAGAUUAUGAGCGUUUCAAGUGUAUUUGACGAUUUUAUAUUGAUGUACUUCAAAUCUAAAAUGUUUCUCACACAAAACAAGCUAAUAUAACGAAAUUUGUAUGAAUUCUAUUUCAACGUUGAAAUGCACUGUGCCCAAAAUUUCGAUCCUCACUGUACCCAUCGUUGUUUUGUUUACAUCAUCAGAAAAAAAGCUCAUUCUGCAGAUUCGAUGGUCGACACAUCAACAAACAUUCACGGUAAUCUUCAGUAUUGCAUAUUAAUUACGUGUUUUACUAGUGAUAAUUUGAUUUUUUCAGUUUUUAAAAUAUGUCUGAAGGAGCCGACGAAGGAGCAGAAGGGUGCAGUUCCCCAAAAAUUGCUGACGAUGUCGAUAUGGAGGACAUGGAGGAGGAGUAUCUCUCGGAGGUAUGCACAGAGGACCCGCUUGCGAAUUUCCGUUCCGGUACGAGUCCCCACUCUGAUGAUGCCGAUUCAAUCACACGUAUGGUGGAACAAGUUCCUGUGAAAAACUUCGAGUUCGACGAAGGAAAUUUUCCCGGCGACAACUGGAAAGGAUUGCAUGAAGAUGAUCCGGAAGAAGGUUCUGCAAAACAAACUGGAGGAAAUAACAGCAGUGCGAAUGUGUCGAACUGUUCGGAGCAUGAUUUGUACGUGUGCACCCUUUUAGUGUAUAAACGGGAAUUCAAAGGACAGACGUCUGGAGCUUACAUCGCUCGUUGGGAGUUAUCCGCUAACAACAGAGAGGAAUUUUUGACCAAGGUAUGGAAUUUAGCUAGUGAGCAUCUCCACCGUGAAAUAAUUUUUGCAGCAAACGAAGACGGUGGUUCUACUCCACAGUGGUGUUCCAAAGAAAAACCAACCCUGGAAGAUUUAAACAACUUUGCCCUGUUUCAAUCUGGGCGACGGUAUUAUAAAGUAGAAAACAUACAGGACAACAAGCAUAACUUGUUGCAGAAUUGGAGAAAUAAGGACAUAUCCCUUUACCUCCACAUUUACUCACUUAGCGUGAGUAAUCGGGCGAUGUGGAACACGGUGAAGGAAGCACUCAUCGAACCGACUGAACGAGACCGUUCUGGCGCGGCUAGCACACAGGCUUUGCUAGAUUUGACAGAGGAGCUGCGAAAUACUCAUGGUGGUAUACUUGAUGCUCACGGUAUGGCAUGGACUUUCUGGGCUAAUGCAAUCCAGAGUGCCCCAGCUUAUAAACGUUCUUCGAUGAUGCAAUACCCUCCACAGACGUUGGCAGGGCUAUUCAAGGCAAAAGAAGGAAUGCGUGUGAAUGCCAUCAAGCGCGAAUUGGAAACAGCCAACAAUGUCAAUGACAGCUACCAUGAGGACAUCGUUGCUCUGCGUACUGCAUUCAGUACAUUGCGUGCGACUGUGAACUCCCACUUGAAUGCACUGGAUCAUCGGAUUGAAAUGUUGGAAAUGCGCGAACGAACAAGUAACAAUUUACUCAACGCCAUGAGGACAUCGGUUGCGGUUCAAGAAGAUGAGAUAGGGAAAGAUUUGAGAAACGAAAUAACGGAUUGUCCGGAUCUUGAUCAUGCAGAAUAAAAAAUCAAUUUUGUUGCGAGUUUUUGUUUUAUUAAAGCGAAAUAAAGAGGAAAUAAAUGUUACAUUUUGAAUAUGUUUAGCCUUAUUUUAUCCUGCAAUAUCAUUGGGAACUGCUACGGUUGGAUCAAAUUUUCCCUUCAAAUACCCACAUUUUCUGAACAAACCAAGAGCAAAUUUUCAAUACGUCCUAAGUAACAUUUAGAUUGUAUCGAGAAAAUCAAACUCAAAGUUUUGGGUUUCAUUUUUAAUUCCUAUUUAACAAUCAAAAUGAAUUCAAUAAAACAAAUACACGUAAACGAUACUAAGGAACAGUAUUUAUUGUUUCCUUAAUAAAAAGCUUGUUAAAAUAUAACACAACGUUAUUUUUUUGCAUUAAAACAAUCUUACGACAUUUAGUGUUGGAAAACAUAAAUAAGUCAUUUUGUUAAGUCAUUCUGAAACCUGUCGGGUUUCUUACGUCAUGUGCGUUACGUCGCGUUACGCGAAUUUAUGUUACUUUCGUCGGUGUACUUACGUCGUUCAGCCAGCUGUCAUGUUAGUUAAGUCAUGGUUGAUAAGUUGUUUUGAUUGAAAAAUUGGCACUUAAGCCAAACGGGUUCCACCGGAAAAAAGCAAAUGUUUUCCGCGCAACAGCGGUGCCACAGAAGCUGUUGCGGCAGGAUUAACUACCGCAGAACCAGCUGCUAUGUACGUUUGAUCUUCUGCAUGGGGGCCGCCCGUAGUUACCGUGGCACGAGUGUUAUUCUGUGAAAAUGAAACCGGGGAGCAAAGGACCACUAGUGCCAAUGCCAUCUGGUCCCGCUAACGACAUCUCUGUGCUUCAACAAGCCAGCCACCAGUGACUCCACUUUUCGAUUACAUUUGCCGUUUAAAGGAGAACCAGAAACACCGUUGCCAGUGAAAGCGUCGAUCAAGCCGUGUGAACUUGAGGUCACAUGACUGAGGCACCUUCCGGUAUGGCUUCUUCAUUAUAAUCGGCACAUAGACACCAACCAAAGAUUACUUUAGCUACAGCGUGCUGAAGCAGACACAGAAAGGUGUCUCAUGCUGUACGAGGCGACUCUGUUCUCGUUCGGUUUCUGUAUGAAAGAGAACUGGUCGUUCACACUCACCGCUAGGUCUGGAAACUGAUGAGCCUAGGCGAUGGAGAGGAGAUGUCCCACUACCAGCUGAAGCCGAAGAAGCCUCACUAACACGGAAACAAGUGCAAGAUUUCUCUAUUCAAAAAUUAAAAAAGUAAACUACAUUAGUUUUGAAAAAUAUAUGGUUUUAUAUCAUGCAAUAAACGGUAACGGUAUGUCCAAAUUACUUGAAACACCCUAUAGUCUUUGACCUAUAAUCAUAUGAUCACAUAACACCCAGAGUCUAGAAGAUAGCAGUUAAGGUACCUGGACCUACAGGUUAUAAUCAAGAAUUCUACUACCAUUAGGUUGACACUACAUAAAUCAACAUUUUCUGAUUGAAGCCACUUCCUAAUGCAUCACGUUGGCUUUACAUGAAGGAAUAUACCAUGAGUUCAUCUAACAAUAAUGCAUGGUUCUCUUCAAAAAUUCCAUGGCAAUUUAAAGGGGUUUUCCUAAACAAGUUCCUCCGAUUUAUUUCCAAGAGUUCCGGAAUUCCUGCAGAAGAUCCUCAGGAAUUCCUCCAGAAAUUCCUCGAGAGCUCCUCUAGGAGUUCCUCUGGAAUUCUUUCAUAAGUUUCCCGAGAAUUUCUGCAUUCCUCCAGGAAUUCUUCUACAUGUUCCUCCAGGAGUUCAUCGGAAUAUUCUACAAGAGUUCCUCGGCAAUUCCUCCAGGACAUUCUCGAGAAUUCCUCCAGGAGUUCUUCGGGAAUUCCUCAAGGAGCUCUUAGGAAAUUCCUCCACGAGUUCUUCGGGAAAUCCUCUAGGAGUUCAUCGGGGAUUCCUCUAGGAGCUCUUUAGGAAUUCCACCAGGAUAUCCUUGGGAACUCCCCCAGAAGAAGGAGUUUCUCGAGAAUUUAUCCAGGAGAUUCUCGUAAAUUCUUCCAGAAGUGCCACGGAAAUUCCUCCCGGAGCUUCUCGGUAAUUCUUCCAGGAGAACUCCUUUAGAUGAUCAUCGAAAAAUCCUCCAGGAGUUUUCAGAAAU
This is a messenger RNA of Aedes albopictus (Asian tiger mosquito), 3812 nucleotides long. RefSeq lists its product as uncharacterized. Lineage: Eukaryota; Metazoa; Arthropoda; Insecta; Diptera; Culicidae. The record is from RefSeq and is a predicted model, not a curated record. Bases 457 to 1707 code for a protein of 416 amino acids. The transcript has 2 exons.